AGGCUACUUCACAAAAACAUAAAAACUGGGUUAAAAUAGGCGGGUAGUAAAGGUUUGCAGGUCUGUAGGACCCAAACAACUUGCAUGACUCCCCUGAGGAGCGGAGAGCAGUGAGAGUCAGAGAGGAGAUAAGGCGUCUAAUGCGCCGAGUUGUGGAAACAACUUCUGUAAUCCUUUAUCAUGUGACUCAUAGUAAUAAUCAGCACAUAAUGAAGAGACAGGUGUGUGGUGGAGCAGGAGAGACGCGGAGACAAGCGGAGCUGCUGCUGGAAAAGUCCUGUCUGCCAUUCGCCUCCUAUCUGUGGGCCCGCACAGGUGAUCCUGCUGAGCGGGGGAAGACGCGGAGCCAGCACCAGUUCCUGAUCUAUCCUGAGACGAGCCUAACACCGGAGGAUGUCAGUCGUGGGCGCGCAGACUUUCAUCAAGCCCAUGCAGUCGCCCUCGCCGUCGGUGUCGCCGGGCAUCCAGCGGAGACACACGCUCCCCGCCAGCGAGGUCCGGCCGCUCAACACGCAGGACGCCAUCAGCGUGUUCGAGAUCGAGCGAGAAGCGUUCAUCUCGGUGUCAGGUGAGUGUCCCCUCCACCUGGAUGAGGUGCGGCACUUCCUCACGCUGUGUCCGGAGCUGUCCAUGGGCUGGUUUGAAGAAGGAAGGCUGGUGGCGUUCAUCAUCGGCUCCCUGUGGGACCAGGACCGGCUCACCACGGACGCGUUGACCCUCCACAAGCCCCACGGCUCCACCGUGCACAUCCACGUCCUGGCCGUGCACCGCACCUUCAGGCAGCAGGGCAAAGGCCCCAUCAUCAUGUGGCGCUACCUGCAGUACCUGCGCUGCCUGCCCAACGUGCGCAGGGCCAUGCUGAUGUGCGAGGACUUCCUCAUCCCCUUCUACCGCAAGUCCGGCUUCAAGGUGAUGGGCCGCUGCGCCAUCACGGUGGGCAGCCUGACCUUCACCGAGAUGUGGUACCCCAUCAGCGGCCACGCAUACAUGCGCCGCAACAGCGAGGCCAUCCGCUUCCCGCAGCACCCCCUCACCCUCCCACUGACAAAGACUGAUGAGCAGGUUGAUGUAUGACUUUUUUUUUUCCUUUAUUUAUUUUUUAAAAGUGAAAUCAGACACCAGCACGGGUUGUCUUGGAUGUCUGUCCCUUUUUUUAAUCCAUGAUCCGGCUUACUCCGAUUUAUUGGACUAUUUUCUCACAUCUCUACUCAACUCCAUCAACUGAUCUUGUGUGAAAUCUUUUAAGUGUGAAAUAAAUACAGUCGUAGUCUACUAUACCUGGAAUGUUAAAUGUUUCUGUGUAGUCGUGACUAAUAGCGUCUUUCUGGCUAUAAGUGGAGCUGCAUGUUUUAUCUGUGGUGGAUCUGUGGUUUUACAGUAAGCUGUGUCCUGCUUAACACCUUUUGGAACUUCUGGCAGUAUGAACUGACGUCAGCCAGCAGGCUUUAGCAGCUCAAUAACAGCUCCUCCAGCUUUAUUAGGAGGUGUUAGCUGUAGUAAACGGUGGGGGAUUUAUUUCCACUCAUCAGUUAGCCUGCACAUCCAAUGACCUCACUUAAACCUGCACGUACAUGGACGGCACGUUUUGUGUUGUUGUCACAAAAUUUCAAUAAAGGGUUUUGUACUUUUUUUUUUUUAAUUUCUUUUAUUUUUAAAUAUUGAUGAAAAUUUCUGUUUUUGAUUGUCCUUUUGCCAAAAUGAUUAAAGUGUUGCACUUGCACUCACUGACAUGGUGAUGAAGUCAAAGCGCUGCCCCUGAUUUCCUUGACUGCCUUGUUUGUCGUUAGCAGUGUGUCCAGAUCUCCCUCCUGUUGUGAUGGAUGCGUUCAGCCGUCUCUGAAACUAGGCUGGAAACACGCGGCGCUCCUGAGCGGAGCUCUAAUCCAUGACACAGUCUCCGACUCAGGUCUAAUCCACUCACUGGGUGAGCAGCGGCUGCUCCCCUGAAGGGCAAACUGGGCAGUUAAUGAUCACCGCAGAUAUGACCUCAAUUAACUCUAAAUUUAAGUUCAAUUUCAGUUUAGUUGGAUUCAGCUUUAUUUAUAAAGCUCCAAAUUGCAACAAAGGUCAUCUUUCAAGAAUCCAACUUAAUCCAGUCCAGUUAAUACAAAGCCAAUGCAGAAACGUGACAAGCACAAGGCGACUGUGGGAAGGAAAAUCUCCUUCUUAAAGGAGCAUGAGGCUAGGACAGGGGUCGGCAACCCAAAAUGUUGAAAGAGCCAUAUUGGACCAAUAACACAAAAAACUAAUAUGUCUGGAGCUGCAAAAAAUGAAGUCUUGUAUACAUUUUAGAAUGAAGGCAACACAUGAUGCAUGUAUCUAUAACUAUAACUUUUUUAUCAUUAUGCAUUUCGAGAAAAAAGUCGAAAUGUCGAGAAAAAAGUCGAAAUGUUGAUAAGAAAGUCGAAAUGUCAAGGAAAAAGUCAAAAUUUCGAGAAAAAAGUCGAAACUUUUCGGACACUGUUUUUUUUCCCCUGUUUGUAUUACGUAUUUGUUGUUGCUUUUUUCUGUAUGUUUUGAAUUUGUUUAAAAAUGUUAUAUUUUUUUUCCUUAUGUGUUCGAAAUAAACAAUUCAA
Molecule: messenger RNA, 2576 nt
Organism: Cololabis saira (Pacific saury)
Lineage: Eukaryota; Metazoa; Chordata; Actinopteri; Beloniformes; Belonidae
Product: serotonin N-acetyltransferase-like
Exons: 4
Coding region: 394-1074 (226 amino acids)
Biological process (GO): response to light stimulus; circadian rhythm
Cellular component (GO): cytoplasm
Molecular function (GO): aralkylamine N-acetyltransferase activity
Source: RefSeq, a predicted model, not a curated record